AUGCACCUGUCCAAGAACCGAUAUCGCCAUUCUCCUCGUGAGCGGUUUGCUGGCAAGCUCCGCCUUUGGGGACCUGACCAAGAUACAUCGGAAUCAAGCCGUACCGAGCCAGACGUUCUGGGGGCUGGUGCGGCCAACCUCACCCCUUCCAAGUCGUCCGUAUCAUUGGAGCCGCUCGAAGGCCGACAGGUCAAGGUACGCCGAGAGCGAACAUUCAAGGGCAUCCUCCGGCGAGGAGGCGAAACCAAGGAAGUUGAUAUGGGCAAGUUUGCUUCAGGACGAGAUGAAGAUGAGCUCGUAACCGAGAACCUUGCCGAUUGCAUGGGUAUAGCCGUCGUAGGCGACUACGAUUCCGAUAACAAGAAAAGUCGUGGCAGAUUUCUGGUCCACGUCUACCGCCAGCAUGCGAAGACCUAUGAUCCCUUUGAAGCAGCCGUCGAAAAGGCACUCGGUCGCGGCCUCAAAAUCACCGAAGUCCUAGUCGAGAUGGCAGACCCCGAGAGUAUCUUGCUAUCGUCGUAG
Anthostomella pinea is the source of this 522-nucleotide messenger RNA. Lineage: Eukaryota; Fungi; Ascomycota; Sordariomycetes; Xylariales; Xylariaceae. The record is from the annotation of a GenBank genome assembly.